CUGAAGUGUACAGCUGGACAAACGCGACCCACGACAUACCGUUUCUUUCCCCCUCGACGUUUCUGCAGAGAAACAGAGGAUUUAUCCGUUUUUAACCAAUAACGUGAGCAAACCGACAGAGGAAACACGUAUUUAUUCAUCGUAUUGGAGAUUAUUAGGAGAAUAUAUUAACUGUGUGGUUUUCCUGUGACGUCCGGGACCGGAAAAUAGCAGUUUCCCCCCGACAGCUGGUUUGCGGAUUCCCCCCUACAAGCUUGAAGCUGUGUGAGCCGGCUGAGAUGAGCGGUCCAGAGGUGGCCAAGACACCGGGCGGUGGCGCUCCGGGCAAGGAGGGAAAGGAGCAAGUGGCCAAUGGGCACGCAGGAGAGGGCAGCGACGCCAACCCAUUCGCUGAAUACAUGUGGAUGGAGAAUGAAGAAGAGUAUAACAGACAGGUGGAAGAGGAGCUGUUGGAGCAGGAGUUCUUGGAGCGCUGCUUCCAGGAAAUGCUGGAGGAGGAGGACCAGGAUUGGUUCAUCCCUUCACGCGACCUUAACAACCAGGGGGUGGGGCAGCUCCAGCAGCAGCUCAACGGCCUGUCGGUCAACGAUCACCACAACAACCUGGAAGAAGUGGCGAGGAAGAGCAUCUUGAAUCCCGAAGCAAAGGAGUUCGUCCCGGGGAAGAAAUACUAGGAGUCCCCCUCACCCCCAUGGAGCCUCCACGCGCGCGUGCACACACACAACAGUUCUCACAUAUUCCCAGAGACUCUGGCGGCCAUGACCGCACACACACUGAUAUACAUACAUACAUACACACACACACACACACACUCACUCCUACACACUUGAAGUCAAUGGCGUGCUGGCAGGCCCAGUUGGGGGGUGGGGGGAUUUCUUUUUCUUUCUUUCUUUCUUUUUCUUUUUGUUUCUUUAAUCUUUUUAUUUCUUGUAAACUGAGGGACAUUGGGAACAGGGGUGGGGGAGGGGUGUAAUACCAGCACCGCCCUACUGCGGGCGCUAGCUCAUCACUGCAUUUCAGAUGACACUGGUGAUGUUUACAGAGUAUGCAGAUCUUAUUGAUGUCCCCUUGGAACUGAGGCAGCUACCAAGGAGUGAUGCCAGGACAAAACAUCUAAUAAACAUGAAAAAUUGCUUCACAUACUUGUUAAUUUGUGUGCUGUCAAAACUUGAAAAGCAUCGUCAGUAGGUUAAGGGUUUCCAUACCAGUGAGGUAAGAAAACGACUUACUUAUUUCAGGGGACUUGAUGGGUUUCUGCCGCUGCUCUGUUGUGUCAUCACGGUCAGUCAUACCCGUUAUCGUUUGCUCCUAUGUCAUAAGCUCCUUGUGACAUCACAGCUAUUGUGCAUCUAGAAAUGCGGGUUCUUAUUUGUAUCCGCGGCGGCUCCGUUUCAAACCAAAUACAGCCCCACCCUCCCUGCACGCUUGUUUUGAAGUGUCAUCAACAGACAAGGACAGGUGUAAUCAUGGAUACAAAAUUAUUUUCCCAAUUUAUGUGGAAGUCCAUGUUUAUCUUUUGUCCAGUUUAUUAGAACAGAGGUGUGAUUUUUCUAAAUCAUGCAUCAAGUCGAGUGUAUUAUAGAGGAAAAGGUCCGAUUAUUCAACCUUUAAAAAAAGAAACUCAGUUCUCAAAUUUAUUUUUGUUCCCGGCUUCAUCCUAUAGUUCAAUUUGGAUUUAUGGGGUGUAGUGAACAACCUUGUUACAGGGGAGUAUUUGGUCUGGAACACAGCCACUGCCUGCCGGAACAACUUAGUUUGUCCAGCAUCAGAUCGAGUGUCCAUAUCCAAAUCAGGUUUUCAAAUAGCCUCUCCUCCUUUUUUUUUCUUUUUUUUUUUUUUUUUUUUCCUCUUCAUGUUUGUGAGGAUGAGUCAUUUUGUGUCUCUACUGGGUACAGUAACCUGUGGUGUCCAUUCAGUCCUGUUUGCAGGAGGAAAUGUUGAGGGGACAGUAUUGUCAUGGCCAAUCAGAAUAAAGCAGUAUGGAACACAUGGCAGACAGUAUGGCUUCCUUGCUGUUCUACUCUUUGUAUGUUGACGUUUCUGAGGAAGUUCUUUUUCACCAUAAAUCUUUUUUUUUUUUUGUGGUCUGGCUUUCCCUGAAGCAUCGCCCCUUAGUGCAAGUAUAAUCUCUGUUAAGUUGUGAGCCAAUAGGAUAAAGUUGUAUAUGUGAAGAUGCUUUUAAGGAAAUCCAAAUUGUAAUCAACAGUAAUCUAUAAUUAGUUGUUUUCUAGAUCUCAGCCAUUUUGGUUUAAAAAAAAAAAAAUGCAGAGGCAGUAUUGUCAUAAGAGAGAAUCUUGUGAUCUGAACAUUAAUGCUCAUGCCACUGUUCAUUGGUGGUAUAACAUUGACAAUAAUGUCUUGUGUAUUUUACUGUAUUAGUGUUAAGUAGACACUUGUGCACUUGUACUUCAUUGACUUAAGAAGUAUCUGACAGGUGAAGGCACUUCUUUCCAUCUGUGCAGCUUUUCCGAUUUUUCAGCCUAACAAGUAUUCAAGUGUGUUCUUAAACCGAGCAGGAGACCGUGAAACCUUGGUUAAAAUGGAACUUCCUCACACAGUUUCGGACCAACAGCUGUCGGAUGGCACCCUGGUGAAGCCAAUAGGAUUGUCCGCCAGGUGGAUUGUACAACAUGAAAUCAUUUUUGGUGAUUUUUGUUUAGACGCGUUAGAUGACCGAAGCCGUAAAAAAAAAAAAAAAAAAAAGAAGA
Messenger RNA from Sander lucioperca (pikeperch), 2708 nucleotides. It is a transcript of the gene paip2b, whose product is annotated as poly(A) binding protein interacting protein 2B. Gene Ontology annotation, cellular component: cytoplasm. The record is from RefSeq and is a predicted model, not a curated record. The transcript has 4 exons. Gene Ontology annotation, molecular function: mRNA regulatory element binding translation repressor activity. The coding region runs from base 279 to 674 and encodes 131 amino acids. Gene Ontology annotation, biological process: negative regulation of translational initiation. NCBI's taxonomy places the organism in Eukaryota, Metazoa, Chordata, Actinopteri, Perciformes, Percidae.